AAGCACCAGCAGUGCAGAAACGCACCACAGUACAGGGCUGUGCUGGAUCAGAGGCUCACAUGCUGCUGAAACAGUCACAGGUCUGCUUCAGUGGGACAUGGAAACAGGCGAUGGCAUUCACUUCAAUCUGCAGCAGGUGGGUGGGGUUCUCUAGUCAGAGAUGAGGCAGUUCCAAAUCUAGUACAUUAACUGGGUUUUCACACAUGGUGGUUUUCCUGUGGGGAAAAUCUGAGGCUGCAAAAUGUAUGAAAGCAUAUUUUAAAAGCUGUAUUUGCAGUUCUUCAGUUUAGUAAGAACCACAUUUGAGUAAUGGACCAAAUCUAGUUUCAUUUAAUUUAUGCUCACACCUCCCGACCUCGUUUUGUGCAAUGAUUCAAGACCAUGAGAGACGUUUGGAUUGGUGCUGAGUGGGCAGCGUACUGGGAGGACUGGUCUGAGGUGUGGGAGCACUGUAACAGUCAAGGAGAGUCUUUAUAGCUGGUGAAUGGAAAAAGAACCUGUGCACUUCAUUCUGUAUGUCAUAAUAGACAAGUUUAUGAGAAGCUGAAGCCAGUGAUGCGUCACAGUGAUGCUGAAGCUCCCAUGACAGUAAAGGUCUGUAGUGAUCAGUCACUGCUCUGCUCCUGUACAAGUGAAAGAGAACUGGACAUUUUCUUCAGAAAAAGAAGUGUGGCAGGAAGCUGGGAUGUAACAUGUCGAGGAAAACUAGUACUGUACCGCUUUCUAAGGUUACGACUAUACAGCUUUUAAAAUUCAAUCAUUUUGGGCCUUGAACUACGCCAAGACUUUUAGCAAAGCUGAACAACAGAUGAGCUGUGCUUCGUUUUCACCGGUGGUACAGAUCAGCUCUGUAUGAAAUGUAAAUGUUGUGUUUUUUGUAAAUGUAACAAACUUUGGUCUGAGGAGCAGAUAAAGCUUUAAUUCUUCAUGUUCCUGAUUGGCUGAGUGGAUUAGACUAAAAAUCAUGCCACAAUUGUCUUAUGGGAAUUACUCUACCAGUUUCUGACUUAAAUACUGUUCAUGUCAGCAUAUUGUAGUGGAAAUGGCCAUUUGGUACUAAAUAAUGUAGAAGUGCCUGAAAAACCAUAUAAACAUGGAGGUUACACAGCCAAAGUUUGACAUACGAGGUGAUUAACCCCAGAUUUAAGCGAUAUACUGUGAUAUUGUCAGUGCACAGUAGUUUUAACCCUCACAUGAUCGACACUGCCUUCACCAAACCUUCGCUUUGCUGUUGGUUUGGACACUUGCAGAGUUGUAAGAUCUUUUCCAUGGCUAAUUUCCCUCUUACAUGAGGUGAAUAUAGAUCAGUACCAUGAAGGGUUAAGCUCCAGUCACACCAGCAAAAGAUGAAAUAAAUGUAUCAAAUCAGACUGAGCAGUUAGCUUGACACAGUGACUCACUUCUGUAGCUGGCAAGCUAACUGCUAACGUGCUAGCACCAGGCUGGUUCAUAUUUUGUAUGUUACUGGGACAUGUAGACCCAAGUUGGUCUGUUUUCACACUUUAGGUGGAUCAAAGUGGAAUUUAAACAAUUUACUUAAUUUGCUCAGUGUGACAGCAGCAAUUCUAUUGAAAUGAGCUGCUUUCGCUGCAAAGCGUGACCAUUUUAAGCUAGUGUUGCUGGGUCUUUAAAGGUUUUAUAUAUACAUGGGUGUGCGUAACAUUUUUAAAUAGUCUUUUUAUUCACUUAAAAGUGCCAAAUGUGUAGAAAUCUUACCAAUUCAGAAGAUGUUACCAAUAUUUUCAGUGAACAAAAGUAAUUGUUUUACUAAUACUUUGAUACUGCUCUGUGUGACUUUGCAUUACGCUGUCUUUACAUUUUUAUUGUAUAUCAACAUAUGAGUGUAAUGUGAAAGGUGUUGAACCUACUGAGAAUCAACAUCCAGCUCUGCAAAGCUCUUUAUCCUCUUUCAGCUCUUAGCUUUGGUUUUUAUGGUCAAAGGUGUGCCUCACAUUCUUCUCAUGAGUGGAGGCCAAAAAAAAACAGUGAAAGAAGAGCACAUGUUGGACUUUGAUUCAUCAGGUGGGCACAAAUAUGCGAACACCACAUGAAUGAUCAUGUAGCUCUGGAACAGCUGCAUGUGGCAUUAGGUUAGGUUAACUCUCUGCUGCCCCCUGUUGGCCAAAAGUCGGCCAAUGCAACUUUAAACGAUCAAAGUUAAAUGUAGAUUGUGGUUUGGUUUUUAUUAUUACAUGUUGUAAAAUAUUACAUUUGCUGCAAAAAUAAGAAAACCUCUAACAUAGUAUUUUCUUGGGUGAACCGAGCUUUUCGAUGAGCUCUUGUUCUGUGUGUGAUGCAGCGACUCAUCGUGUUAAUGAUGCUGUACAUAAUGGUUUGUUUAACUGCACUUGUUUCCACUGGUGGGAAUCUGCUUGUGUUGGCACUUAUAGUUUAUUCCACUGUACUGUUCAUUUCAGCUGUUCUGAAAACUGUAAAAUUAAACCUUAAACGUGAGGCAAACCAAUUUAAAUUUGAAACUGAGACAAAAAAGAAAGUUGGGUUAAAUUAGCAGUUUAUGUUCAAGUAAUCUGAUAUAUUGAAUUUAUUUGAUAUAUUUUAAAGUGACACUUUAAUGGAGUGUUGAUCGCUGAGUAAAUCAAAACUUAAACAGUAGUUUGAUUUGGAUGAAAAGGGGAUUCCCUUUUUGGCCUUCUGAUGGCGCUGUGAUUUAAGAUUUAUUUUUUACAGAGUUUUGGAUAUUGUGAAUUAUUCCAUUAAAGCCUGUUAUAAAGUCAAACUGUAUUUCUGCUCGGUGCAUGUUUCUCCAGAACAAAUGAAAAUCAGUUUUCAGAUGCAGCAGACUGAGGAAGAACCUGAAGCUGAUGAGCAGUUUGGGGAAAAUGAAUUCUGCUCCCGCUGAUGCAAGUGAUGGCAAAUGUAAAGGAUCCACUGUCAGCAGGGUGGACCACAGUGAAGGACAGCCCACCUUCUUCUGGAGCGACCGAACGCAGCACCGAAUUGGUUUCCAAAGCAACGCCUGACAACAGAGAAGAUGGUUUAUAACUGUCCUCCUUGUGUGCCUGUGUUUCCAUCCAGUAACACAGGACAUGGUCCGCCGGCGGGCCGAGCACAACGAGUGUGAGAUAUUCUCGCUGGAAGAAGUGUCUCUGCAUCAGCAGGACAUCGAGAGGAUCGAGCACAUCGACAGGUGGUGCAGGGACCUGAGGAUCCUCUACCUGCAAAACAACCUCAUCCCCAGGAUAGAAAAUCUUGGUCGCUUGAAGAAACUGGAGUAUUUGAACCUGGCCUUGAACAACAUUGAAGUCAUUGAAAACCUUGAAGGCUGUGAGAGCCUCCAGAAGUUGGACCUGACCGUGAACUUUGUGGGCUGUCUGAGCAGCGUGCAGUCUCUGCAGCACAACAUCCAUCUGAGAGAGCUGUUCCUGGUGGGGAACCCCUGCACCGAGUUUGACGGCUACAGGCAGUAUGUGGUAGCCUCUCUGCCUCAGCUCAAGUGGCUGGACGGGACGGAGAUCAGCCGCUCGGAGAGGAUUCGCGCCUGUCAGGGCCUGCAGGAGGUGACCAGGCACAUCUGGGAGCAAGAGAAUGAAUACCUGACAAGGAGAGCUAGGGAGAAAGAAGAGGCACAGAGGAAGGCUGCAGGACAGGAGAAAGGAAAUGAGGAGAGGAAGCCAGGGUUUGACAGCCGCUGGUACACUGACAUCAACAACACAGUUCCAGGGCAGAACCAGGAGGUGGAGGAGGACACAAAGCCGAAGACGACGAGUCCUGACCUAGACAAGGAGCAGCGGGAGAGGGAGUUCUGGCACACGCCGUGUUCAUUCACCCCUGAGUCUCGUCUGGAGGCCCACCGGCACCUGCAGGAGGAGAGGAGGGCCGAGGAGAGGAGGACCAAGGAGAAGGAGCAGGAGAAGAGGCCGAGGACGCUGAUCACUGAUGACGGACGAGUCCUGAAUGUCAACGAGCCCAAGUUAGAUUUUUCUCUGACUGAGGAUGAAGACAGCAACACGGUUGUCCUGGACCUGGCAGUGUACAGACACAUGGACACCUCCCUGAUGGACGUGGAUGUUCAGCCAACAUACGCCAGAGUCACCGUCAAAGGAAAGAUAUUUCAGGUGGUUCUGCCUGCUGAAGUGAAGCCUGACAGCUCGACAGCCCAGAGAUCCCAGACCACAGGACACCUGGUCCUCACCAUGCCCAGGGCUGAAGGUGAAAUCAAAGUGACAAAGCGCGUCCCACGCCCACCCAGAGCGCAUGAGGACAGAUGCAGCAGCUCACCUCAGGACAAGACAAGAAACAAGAAUGCUCCCGAGAGGCUGGAAGUGGACCCCAGCAAGCACACAGCCAUCGACCUCACCAAGAUCGUGCCACACCAGAGUGCCAAAGCCGGUCCCCUGGAAGUGUCCAGGAUGGCUCCACCUACACCUGCUGGUCACAGUGGCUCCUCUGCAGGGUUUGUGGACGACCCUGAUGUCCCCCCGCUCAUGUGAAACUUCAAGAAAUAACAUGGAGGUGACUGUGUUGGAUGCUAUAGCAUUUAUGAUGGGGGCGAACAGCCUGAUUGGGACCCUUUGUCCCAGCUGUAAUCAGAUAAGCCUGGGUGACACGGUGCUGAUGGUGGGAACACUGAAACCAUGUCAGAGGUGUUUCUUGAGAAAACCGCCCCUUUCAAAGUGUUAGUCUGCAUGCCAUUGUGAAAUGAAAUAAUCUGAUGGUUAACUCUGUUUCCUGUCACAGUUUACCCACAAGACACUGACAUCUCCUAGCAUUUAGUUUCUGCUGAUUUCCCACCUGAUUAUGGAAACUACAUGCAGAGAAACAGCCCAAAGGUCGUUAAACCCUCAUAGGCACAUUCCUACUUAUGUUAUGGAUUAUUUUACCUAAGAUUUUACAUAUAUUGAUUUGUUAUUGUGGAAAACUGUGUAAUAUCAACCAACAUUUUAAAUUCCAGGCAGUUAAUAAGCUUUUUAAAUGAAAUAAAAAGUGGGCAGCAUUCCUACUAAUUAUCAUCCAAAGUGUCUACAUAUUAACUUUGAUCAGAUUUUCUGGACACUUUUCAGUAUCAGUGCAACAAGACACACUUCAGUCUGUACUAAAACUACAUUUAAGUCCCAGUCCCAAGAGGCAGUUUUCAUUUUAUGCCUACUCUUUUUGGAUAACCAGCAGCAGAGCUGUGAUGUGAUGAUAUGUAACAGAGGUCCUUGUCUGGACAUGAGCUGGAGAUGUUGUGGUGCAUCAUUGGUGCUUCAGCCUUAACUGUCAUCACUUUUGUCAAACAUUUAACACAAAAUAAAACAGGUGAAGGUGUGAACAACGACAUGGAGACGACAGAGGUUUAGCUACUUCUGCCCUACAAACUGCGGCUACGAGGGCAACACUGCACAGGCAUUAAAAAGAAAAAUCAAUGAGCAGAGCUCGUUCUGCUCUGCCUGUGGCCCCUGUGUGAGCUUUGCUCGUCAUGUUUUCUUUCUUCUUGCACUGCUCUCCCAGAGUGCUCAGAAACAGAUUCUGUGCCAGACUCUUCUCUGAGGCUCUCUGAGGACUCGGGUCCAAAUGUUUUGAAGCUUGUUCAUCUCUCCGUGAAACUCUGCUGAAGUCUCAUUUUGCUCUUUACUUUCCUCUGAGCUGACACCCUCAAAGCUCGGAGGUCACAGCUCCAUCCUCUGCUCCUCCCUCCAUCCUGCUCUGAGUACUUUAGAGAGCAGUUUGGCUUUGGACCAUUCCUCCUCCUGACAGCUCCACUGCUCUCUUAUCAUCCUGCGCUCUAUAUUUGGACUGCGUGGCUCCUAGCAUCCCGAGAAUUG
Messenger RNA from Monopterus albus (swamp eel), 5765 nucleotides. RefSeq names its product dynein axonemal assembly factor 11 (gene dnaaf11). Gene Ontology annotation, cellular component: cytoplasm. The transcript is spliced from 14 exons. Bases 3048 to 4451 code for a protein of 467 amino acids. The record is from RefSeq and is a predicted model, not a curated record. Gene Ontology annotation, molecular function: protein binding. Gene Ontology annotation, biological process: outer dynein arm assembly. NCBI's taxonomy places the organism in Eukaryota, Metazoa, Chordata, Actinopteri, Synbranchiformes, Synbranchidae.